Zootermopsis nevadensis is the source of this 920-nucleotide messenger RNA. Lineage: Eukaryota; Metazoa; Arthropoda; Insecta; Blattodea; Termopsidae. The record is from RefSeq and is a predicted model, not a curated record.
UUAACAGUGUCGAAGUACAUCCUCCUAUGAUCGGACGGACCUUGUGAUGGGAUUUGUGGCGGUACCAAUUUGUGUCGCUCUCAUUUCGACCCUCCUUCACUUAUCAGCAUCCAAAAGUUCGCCACCACACAUCGUCUUCAUCCUGGCCGACGACCUUGGAUGGAACGACGUGAGUUUCCACGGGUCGGAUCAGAUUCCGACGCCCAACAUUGACGCCUUGGCUUACAAUGGCGUUAUCCUCAACAGCCACUACUCACUGCCACUCUGCACGCCGUCAAGGGCUGGGCUUCUCACGGGAAAGUACCCCAUACACAACGGCAUGCAGCAGAACCUAAUCCUGGAGCCGGAACCCUGGGGUCUGCCCCUUUCGGAGAUCCUGUUGCCCCAGUAUCUGUCGGGUCUCGGCUACAAGAGUCACGCAGUGGGAAAGUGGCACCUGGGGUUCUACAAGAAGGCCUACACGCCUACAGCCCGUGGAUUUUCCUCUCACUUCGGCUUCUGGAACGGAUACCAGGACUACUACUCGCACACGGUACAGGCAUCGUUUCUUCCGUACGAAGGAUAUGACAUGCGGCGCGACCUCGAGGUGGCACAAGACGCAAGGGGUCACUAUUCCACUGACCUCUUCACAGACGAAGCCGUGUCAAUCAUCAACCGACACGAUCCUACAAACAGCUCACUGUUCCUCUACUUAGCUCACCUGGCACCACACGACCCAAACAGGAGAAAAUACGCAGCUAUGAUAUGGAAGAUGGACGAGUCGGUGGGCAGGGUCAUGCAGGCACUGAAAGACAAACAAGUGCUGGACAGAACGAUUGUAAUAUUCGUGUCUGAUAACGGCGCGCCUACCACAGGAAUUCAUCCCAAUCACGGCUCCAACUGGCCGCUCAGAGGGGUGAGAAGAAAUGAGUUUCUCCAGA